AUGGGGGCUACAGCUAUGCAAAGCCCUUGUAAAAGAGCCAAGCGCCAUAAUGAGCAGUUUCAGGAGCUGUGGAAGCCCGUAGUACGAGCCACCACACAAAUGGAGUGCGAGUCUUCCAGCCACUCGGGCAGAGAGACCCAGAUCAAAGAAGUACGAAGGGGUGCUCUGUUAUGGUUGGGAAGGCCAAUUAAGGUGCGCAUCCCUCUCCUUCCAGCUGGCAAAGUCUCAGGUGCCUGGGAUUAUGCACUGUUGCUGCAGGCCGGCCAUGGUGCUCGAGGGGUGGCCCUCCGGUAUGGCAUGGCUCGGCCGAGCCAUCUGCAGCUCACCCUCGGCCGAGGGGACCGAUCGGACAGCCUGCCGCAUGGUUUCUGGGCGCCUGCCUUCGCGCUGGGGAGCGAGGUCGGGCUGCGGGCCUGCUGCUCCCUGUCCGCAAAGGCAGCCUGCGGUCGCCAAGCUGGGGCUGCCCCUGAGGAGGUCCAGCUUUCACAGCUGCUGAGCACAUCGCCUGCUUUCAGGAAAAAAGGCAAUGCCAACCCUAGCCUAACGGUUAUGAGAUACAUAAGAGAGAAGGGUGCAUUCCUCACUUUUUCCGCCUCAGAGGUGAAUUCUGUGGCUUUGGGGCUGAGUUGUGUGAAGGCAGAAGGGGUGGCUGCCGUUCAGUCCCCGGCAGGUGGCACAUGUGAGGUUAUCCAGGCUGUCUUCUUCGGGAUCUGCGUCUUGACUGACCUGUCGAGUCUUCUCACUAAAGGAAAUGACAGUCAAGAGCAAGAGAGGCAGCUGAAAAAACUCAUUUCCCUCCGUGACUGGGUGAUGGCUGUUUUAGCUUUCCCUGUUGGAGUGUUUGUUGUGACGAUGUUUUGGAGCAUCUAUAUCUAUGACAGGGAACUGGUUUACCCAAAGCUGCUUGAUAAUUUCAUACCAGCAUGGCUAAAUCAUGGAAUGCAUACGACAGUUUUGCCCUUUGUAUUAAUCGAGAUGAGAACAACACAUCAUCAGUAUCCCAGCAGGAGCUGUGGACUGGCUGCAGUGUGCACCUUCGCGGUUGGCUAUAUUUUAUGGGUGUGCUGGAUUCACCAUGUUACAGGAGUGUGGGUGUACCCGCUUCUUGAGCACCUCAGCCCAGGUGUCAAAAUAAUCUUUUUUGCAGCUGUUACUGUAAUAAUUAAUGUAUUCUACUUGGUGGGAGAGGUCCUGAACAACUACAUCUGGGAUACCCAAAAAUGUAUUGAAGAAGGAAAAGAAAAGCCAAAACUGGACUGAACGAUAGAGGCAACAUGGAGGAUUGUUUAUGGCUCCAUGGAAGAUUUCUCAUCCCCGACAGAGGUUGGCAUGGAGAGGAAUCUUUUGGAAAGAAGGAAGUUUAAUGGGCCCUCUGCUCAGUGCAAUGAUAUUUUUGGGAUUUUAAAUUGAGGGAAAAUGAUUUUAGCUAAGAAUAAUAAUGUUUGAACCUCCAUUCCUGUUUCUCUGUGCUUGCAUGUGACAUACACAUACAAGAUGUAUAUUUAUCUCCAUGGCAUUCUCAAUGUGCGUUUCUUACAUCAAAUAAGUCAUUAAAUCAUUAAGUCAUUAAAUCUUUUCACUUCCGCCAAGAAGACCGAUGAGUCCAUUCGCUGUAUUGUUUGAGAAAAGCUUAACCAGAUAGGUCUAAUAUGGGAAAACAAAAUAAUCCUUUAUAUUGAAAGUACAGUGUAAAAAUACAGUAGAAGUUAAUUGCAUGAAUGUAUCCGAAGAAGAAUUCAGUCUGACUGAAAUAUUAAUGUAAGACUAUGUAACAGCUGCCUUAAACCAAUGAUGUUAAUAAUUUUAUCAGUCCAGUAAAAUCUUAUUUGCGGUGUUUGACUAUCUGAAUAUGAU
This is a messenger RNA of Opisthocomus hoazin, 1854 nucleotides long. The record is from RefSeq and is a predicted model, not a curated record. Lineage: Eukaryota; Metazoa; Chordata; Aves; Opisthocomiformes; Opisthocomidae.